CUUUCCUUUGCAUUCAACCUUUAUCCCCAUCUCGUACAGAGACAAAAAAACAGAGGGGGAAGGGAAACCACAAAACAAAAACAUCAUUCUAAUAAGUUCUCAUCAGAUCUUAUUACAAUGAUGAUAGCUCAGUUGCAUAGUAUGAUUGCAACAAUAAUAAUUGUUGUUGUUGUUGCAAAGAUAAAUGUGGGAGUGAAUUCAGCUCCAGAAGCUGAUAAGGUAACCAAUUUGCCAGGGCAACCACCAGUGAAGUUCCAGCAAUAUGCUGGUUACAUUACUGUGGAUGAGAAGCAACAAAGAUCUUUGUUUUACUACUUUGUUGAAGCACAAGUUGAACCUGCUUCCAAGCCAUUGGUUCUAUGGUUAAAUGGAGGGCCUGGCUGUUCUUCUGUUGGAGCCGGAGCUUUCGUCGAGCAUGGUCCAUUUAAACCAAGCGAAAAUGUUCUUCUCAAGAAUGAUUAUAGUUGGAACCAAGAGGCAAAUAUGCUGUACUUGGAAUCACCGGCUGGUGUUGGUUUCUCCUACUCUGCCAAUAAAUCUUUCUAUGAAUAUGUUAAUGAUGAAAUGACAGCAAGGGAUAAUCUUGUAUUCUUACAGAAUUGGUUCACCAAAUACCCAGAGUACAAAAACAGUGACUUCUUUAUUACAGGGGAGAGUUAUGCAGGUCACUAUGUACCACAACUUGCACAACUCAUUGUUCAAAGCAAGACAAAGUUCAAUUUCAAGGGUAUAGCAAUAGGAAACCCUCUUAUGGAAUUCAACACAGAUUUCAAUUCAAGGGCAGAGUAUUUCUGGUCCCAUGGACUAAUAUCUGAUUCAACUUAUGAAAUGUUCACUAAAGUCUGUAACUACUCCCAAAUUAGGAGACAACUUCAAAGUGGAACAUUAAAUGGGGUUUGCGCAGCCGUAAAUAAAAUAGUGUCCACAGAAGUUGGGAGAUAUGUUGAUGCAUAUGAUAUCACUCUUGAUGUGUGCCUAUCAGCAGCAGAUCAACAAGCUUAUGUGCUCAAUCAACUUAGCCAACUGCAAGAGGGAGAGAAGAUUGAUGUGUGUGUGGAAGAUGAAACAAUCACAUAUUUGAAUAAAAAAGAUGUGCAACAAGCUUUCCAUGCUAAGCUUGAAGGGAUCACUAGAUGGUCAACUUGCAGCGACGUUCUCAAAUAUGACAUGCAGAAUCUAGAGGUUCCAACCAUUUCUAUCCUAGGAACACUUGUUAAGUCUGGUAUUAGAGUUCUAGUAUACAGUGGUGAUCAAGAUUCAGUUCUGCCAUUAACUGGAACAAGAACGCUUGUGAAUGGGUUGGCUAAGGAGUUAGGACUUAAUACAACAGAGUCUUAUAGAGCAUGGUUUGGAGGAAGACAGGUAGCUGGAUGGACACAAGUAUAUGGUGACAUGUUAUCGUUUGCUACUAUAAGAGGAGCAUCUCAUGAAGCUCCUUUUUCACAGCCAGAGAGAUCACUUGUGCUGCUGAAAGCAUUUGUUGAAGGAAAAUCUCUUCCAGGAAUAAUCUCUCUAACGUGACUAUCUAAGUAACAGUUGCACCCGCCACACCCAAACAAAAACACAACAGAGAAAAAAAAAUUGAAAGAAAGAAAGGAAACUGAUAAUAUCACCUGAAGCUUCCAUUGUCCUUUACUUUCUGCAAAUUGCAUGUUACCAACCAGAAGUGAUUUUCUCGCAUUGGUAUUGUUGGUCACCCAAAAAAAUUUAAGUGUGUUUAUCAAAGAAUAUGUUUGUCCUACCAGAACAGCUGAAUGUGGUUAUGAAUUAUGAUAUAUGUUCAAGGGGCCGGUUAUGUCAGUUAAGCAAAAAAUAUUGUUUCCCUAAGUGAGUAGUUUUGAUGGGUGGUUGUGUAUGACCGUAUCUUUAAUGAUUUUGUCUCUGCAAAUAAACACCACACAUGUACUACUGUGUCCAUGUCUUGAUGGACAUAUACACCAAAAUAAACGCUGCCUUACAUACACUCAUUUAAAUAUCAUUCACACUCC
Arachis stenosperma is the source of this 1988-nucleotide messenger RNA. Its product is annotated as serine carboxypeptidase-like 45. The record is from RefSeq and is a predicted model, not a curated record. Gene Ontology annotation, molecular function: serine-type carboxypeptidase activity. Gene Ontology annotation, biological process: proteolysis. Lineage: Eukaryota; Viridiplantae; Streptophyta; Magnoliopsida; Fabales; Fabaceae. The transcript is spliced from 10 exons. The coding region runs from base 118 to 1521 and encodes 467 amino acids. Gene Ontology annotation, cellular component: vacuole.